Messenger RNA from Racocetra persica, 231 nucleotides. The record is from the annotation of a GenBank genome assembly. NCBI's taxonomy places the organism in Eukaryota, Fungi, Glomeromycota, Glomeromycetes, Diversisporales, Gigasporaceae.
AACAUCAUAAUAGAUCCCUAAAUGAAUAUGACCUACCUCCACUUAUUAUACCUGAUAAUAACUUAAACGAAUUACCAAGAUUAUUAUUAAAUGAACUGAAUAUAUCAGUAACUGCAGAAGACCUAUCAAAUAUAGAACUCUUAAAUGAAAAUCAAAAAAUUAUAUUUAAUACCGUCAUAGAACAUAUUGAAAAAAAUCAACCUACUACUAUCUUCGUCGAUGGACCUGCAG